GGCCGAGAGCCGACUGGACGUCAAACGGCCUUCGCACGACGAAAACGACGGAAACGUCGUGGCUGGGAGCUUUCUCGCGUGCAAACACACUGUGUUGUCCAGUCCGAUAAAUCACAUCGUUAGGACAACGGCUGUUUCAACCCAUCGAAUUUCUCCUUUUGCUUGCAACGGAAAUAACCUAGUAGCAAGCCAAAGGGUCUUAUAGGGAAAGGACAACCGGCAUGGCUGUUUGUACGAUUCUUCAAAAUUAUUUGUGCGAGAUGUUGAACGACUCGAAAGUAAAAGAUAUUUUUCGUUAAAAUCAAGAUGCGUCGAAAGAUACCUCCAGAGCGUUACAACAACAUUAAGAAGAUUUCGUCGAAAUCGAAAAACAACGCGGCAGUAGAUGGAAAUUACGUUUUAUCAAGAAGGGCUCAAGCCGCAUUAUUAGCCGUUGUUGAGGGAAUUCUUGAUGAAUCAUUGGAAGACGCGAAAAACUUGGCUAUUAUGUCUGGUAAGAACUGCGUGACCUACGAGGAAAUGGAAAAGGCCUUGAAGAGGCUUUGCUUACGAUUGAACGAUCAUAUCGUUAUCGCUAAGAACAAAUAUGAUUUUUGUAUAACUGCACAUGAAUCAUCCGAUUAAUUGAUUCUCAACGAUACUCUUUUAUCAUUGAUCCAUCAUAUUGAUUCAUUUAUAUUGUAUUUGUUUUUCGAUUGAAAACAAUUAAAAAUGUUA
Molecule: messenger RNA, 717 nt
Organism: Vespula vulgaris
Lineage: Eukaryota; Metazoa; Arthropoda; Insecta; Hymenoptera; Vespidae
Exons: 3
Coding region: 307-624 (105 amino acids)
Molecular function (GO): protein heterodimerization activity
Source: RefSeq, a predicted model, not a curated record